Messenger RNA from Arachis duranensis, 3012 nucleotides. Its product is annotated as calcium permeable stress-gated cation channel 1. The record is from RefSeq and is a predicted model, not a curated record. Bases 372 to 2696 code for a protein of 774 amino acids. NCBI's taxonomy places the organism in Eukaryota, Viridiplantae, Streptophyta, Magnoliopsida, Fabales, Fabaceae. The transcript has 12 exons. Gene Ontology annotation, cellular component: plasma membrane. Gene Ontology annotation, molecular function: calcium-activated cation channel activity.
ACACAAAACACCAACACCACUCGCUCACUCAUUCUCUGUGCUCUUCAACUAACUGUAAGCGCAUUACCACAAGGUAAGAACCAACAGCCGCAACUGCCUCUUCCAGAAACCACGAGGACCUUCUUCUUCUUCUCUCAAUUAAAUCUCUAGUUCUAGCCUCGUCAUUUUUGAACUCAGUAGUCGCGUGUGUGAGUAAGUUUCGCUGCAAAACAAAUUAAAAAAAUAAUAGAGGUUGUUGCUUUGUUUGGUUUUAAAGCCAUCCGAACUCAAAUCACAUCCUUUCGUUGUUCUCUGCAUCUUCAUCGCUCUGCUCUUCUCGGAACUGGCCGUUGUGUUUGAAGGCAUGCAUUCGUUCUGCUAAAAGAAAUAAAAUGACUACACUUGGAGAUAUUGGGGUUGCAGCUGCCAUAAACAUUGGCAGUGCAUUUCUUUUCUUUUUGGCUUUUGCUAUUUUGAGGCUUCAACCUUUCAAUGACCGUGUAUACUUCCCAAAAUGGUAUCUGAAGGGUUUGAGAACAGACCCUGUACAUGGAGGGGUAUUUGUGCGCAAGUUUGUCAACCUUGAUUGGAGAGCAUAUCUUGGAUUUUUGAAUUGGAUGCCAGAAGCACUUAGAAUGCCAGAACCUGAGCUUAUUGACCAUGCUGGAUUGGACUCCGUUGUUUACUUGCGAAUAUACCUGUUAGGGCUUAAGAUAUUUGUUCCCAUAGCAUUCCUAGCUUGGAUUGUUCUGGUUCCUGUCAAUUGGACAAGUACUGGUCUAGAAGGAGCUAAGAACAUAACUUCCAGUAACAUUGAUAAACUCUCUGUUUCAAAUGUCCACAGUCGAUCCGAAAGGUUUUGGGGACACAUAGUAAUGGCUUAUGCAUUUACCUUUUGGGUCUGCUAUAUAUUGCUAAAGGAAUAUGAGAAAGUUGCAUCAAUGAGGCUGGAAUUCCUCGCAACAGAGAAACGUCGUCCUGAUCAAUUCACAGUUCUUGUUAGAAAUAUUCCACCAGAUCCUGAUGAAUCUGUAAGUGAGCUUGUCGAGCACUUUUUUAUGGUGAAUCAUCCGGGUCACUAUCUUACACACCAGGUUAUAUAUGAUGCAAACACACUUGCAAAGUUGGUCAAGAAGAAGAAGAAACUGCAGAACUGGCUUGUCUAUUAUCGAAAUAAACUUGAAAGAACUUCUGAAAGACCCGAAAUGAAGACUGGUUUCCUUGGUCUUUGGGGGAAGAAAGUGGAUGCCAUUGAUUAUCAUACCACUGAAAUUGACAAGUUGUCAGAAGAAAUAGCUUCAGAGAGGAAAAAAGUCACAGAUGAUCCAAAAUCUGUCAUGCCUGCGGCAUUUGUUUCAUUUAAAACACGAUGGGGUGCCGCUGUAUGUGCUCAAACUCAACAAACUAGAAACCCAACACUCUGGUUGACUGAAUGGGCUCCAGAGCCACGAGAUGUAUAUUGGCGAAACCUGCCAAUUCCAUACUUUUCCCUCUCUGUCAGGAGGUUAAUCAUGGCUGUUGCUUUCUUCUUCCUCACUUUCUUUUUCAUGAUCCCAAUAGCAUUUGUUCAAGCACUUGCAAGUAUUGAGGGAAUCGAAAGGAUUGCACCAUGGUUGAAGCCACUUGUUUCUGUCCCUUUCAUUAAGUCAUUCAUUCAAGGUUUUCUACCUGGGAUCGUGUUGAAGCUUUUCUUAAUCUUUCUUCCCACAAUACUGAUGAUCAUGUCCAAAUUUGAAGGCUUUGGAUCUAUAUCAUCUCUUGAAAGGAGAUCAGCUUCUAGAUAUUAUCUGUUCAAUUUUGUGAAUAUAUUUCUUGGGAACGUACUCACUGGAUCCGCAUUUCAACAGCUGAAGUCUUUCGUUCACCAACCAGCCAAUCAAUAUCCUAUAACAAUUGGCACUGCGAUUCCUUUAAAAGCAACUUUCUUUAUAACUUAUAUCAUGGUUGAUGGAUGGGCUAGUAUAGCUGCAGAGGUUUUGAUGUUGAAGCCACUUAUUUUUUAUCACUUGAAGAACUUCUUCUUGGUUAAAACCGAGAAGGACAGGGAAGAGGCCAUGGAUCCUGGAAGUAUCGGUUUCAACACGGGAGAGCCCCGAAUACAAUUGUACUUUCUGUUGGGGCUAGUAUAUGCUGCAGUUACACCUGCUGUACUUCCCUUCAUAAUCAUUUUCUUUGGACUUGCCUAUGUAGUUUUCCGUCAUCAGAUCAUCAAUGUUUAUAAUCAGGAGUAUGAGAGUGGUGCACAAUUCUGGCCUGAUGUCCAUGGCCGUAUUGUGAUUGCAUUGACAGUGUCACAGAUAGUUCUGAUGGGACUCCUCACAACAAAAAAGGCUGCUUCGUCGACGCCUUUUCUCAUUGUGCUUCCAAUACUGACCAUAUGGUUUUAUCGGUACUGCAAAGGCCGUUUCGAACCUGCAUUUGUUAAGUUUCCAUUACAGGAAGCAAUGAUGAAAGAUACAUUAGAAAAAGCAACAGAACCUCACCUGAACCUGAAAGGCUAUCUACAUAAUGCUUACAUACACCCAGUUUUUAAGGACAGCAUGGACGACGAGGAUGACGAUGACGAUACGUUUAGCAACAACUGGGAAACUGAGAGUAUGACAGUGCGCACAAAGCGGCACUCACAAAGGCACACGCCGUUGCCGAGUAGAAUCAGCGGCACAUCGUCUCCGCCUCAAUCCCCGUUUGCCGGUGAUGGCAUCCAAAAUGAACCCUGAAUCAGUGAAUGGUCCAAGGAAUCAGAAAUGUCAUCACCAAUUGUACAUUAGGCGUUUUGUUGAGUAAGAUGGUAAUCUCUUGUAGAAAAAGUAGGUCGAAAUGUAAUGUAUUUCAGGUUUUGUUGCGUAAAUAGCAAGCAAAUUUGCUUGCUUUGUAGAACAAAACAGCACCGCAAUUGUAGAAGUUGGAAAAACCUAUAUAGUAUCCAAACUUCAGAAUUUCUUGUCAUUAAGUUGUUUAGCACUUUCUUAAUACCUUGUAUUCUUUAGCGAAUGUUAAAUAAUAAAUUAUAUUUGUACUUAUUAAUCAUAGAAA